Nicotiana tabacum (common tobacco) is the source of this 1009-nucleotide messenger RNA. RefSeq names its product glutathione S-transferase. NCBI's taxonomy places the organism in Eukaryota, Viridiplantae, Streptophyta, Magnoliopsida, Solanales, Solanaceae. The record is from RefSeq and is a predicted model, not a curated record. Gene Ontology annotation, molecular function: glutathione transferase activity; glutathione binding. Gene Ontology annotation, biological process: glutathione metabolic process. Gene Ontology annotation, cellular component: cytoplasm.
CACCAUUCUCUUUCUAAAACAAAGUUUUCCCCACUAUUAUUUUUUCUCACUAUUCUCUUUCUUUAUCAAUUAGCAAUAACAAAUUAACAAUGGCAAUCAAAGUUCAUGGCCCUGUUAUGUCACCUGCUGUAAUGAGAGUCGUUGCUACCCUCAAAGAAAAGGAGCUUGAUUUUGAGCUUCUUCCAGUUAAUAUGCAAACUGGUGAUCACAAAAAAGAACCUUUUAUUUCUCUCAAUCCAUUUGGUCAAGUUCCAGCUUUUGAAGAUGGAGAUCUCAAGCUUUUUGAGUCAAGAGCCAUUACCCAAUACAUAGCACACACAUAUGCAGACAAAGGAAACCAACUAUUAGCCAAUGAGCCCAAAAAAAUGGCAAUAAUGUCAGUAUGGAUGGAAGUAGAAUCAACAAAAUUUGACCCUAUUGCUUCAAAGUUAAGCUUUGAGUUAGUUGUUAAGCCAAUGUUGGGAAUGGUAACAGAUGAUGCAGCAGUUACAGAGAAUGAAGAAAAAUUGGGCAAAAUUCUUGAUGUGUAUGAAUCAAGACUUAAAGAUUCAAAAUAUUUGGGUGGUGAGAGUUUUACACUUGCAGAUUUGCACCAUGCCCCUGUUGUGCAUUAUUUAAUGGGGACUAAAGUUAAGAGUUUGUUUGAUGCUAGACCUCAUGUGAAGGAUUGGUGUGCUGAUAUUUUGGCUAGGCCUGCUUGGUCUAAGGCACUUGAGUUGCACAAACAGUAAAACUGAUUCCAGACUCGUUUGGGAUUGAGGCGUAAUAGUUGUUAUGGCCUAUGAAUCACCAGGUUAAUAAAAUUGGAACUGAUCCUAACAUGUCCUUUGGGAAUAAGGCGUAAUAGUAGUUGUUGUUGUUGGAAAACUCUUGUUAUUGUGUUUGGUUUGAGUGUUAUUGUACUGUAAACGUUUCGUUUUUUGAAGAAGAAAUCUCCCAUUUCAUCUGUUGUUUUUUGUUACAGUUAUGACUGUUGAAUUACAUGAAAUGACGACGUAUUUUUUUUUAA